Kuraishia capsulata CBS 1993 is the source of this 1305-nucleotide messenger RNA. RefSeq lists its product as uncharacterized. The record is from RefSeq and is a predicted model, not a curated record. Gene Ontology annotation, cellular component: mitochondrion; cytoplasm. Gene Ontology annotation, molecular function: pyridoxal phosphate binding; L-kynurenine:2-oxoglutarate transaminase activity. The coding region runs from base 1 to 1305 and encodes 434 amino acids. Gene Ontology annotation, biological process: biosynthetic process. Lineage: Eukaryota; Fungi; Ascomycota; Pichiomycetes; Pichiales; Pichiaceae. The transcript has a single exon.
AUGUCAGUUAGGAGCCAAAUUCGAAGAAUGUCAACCAAACUGCCUACUCACAAUCCCUACUUCAAGCUCUCCGGAAAGGAUAUCUGGACUCUGAUCAACGAGACUGCCGCACAGGCCGAGGCCGAUACUGGCAAGAAAGUAGUGAAUCUGGGCCAGGGAUUUUUCUCCUAUUCGCCUCCUCCCUUUGCGAUCCAAGCCGCCAAGGAUGCUUUAGAUAAUCCAAUGGCAAAUCAGUACUCACCCUCAAGAGGUCGUCCCUCAUUGGUCCAAGCGCUUUCCAGAACAUUUUCCCCCUUUUAUGGAAGAACUCUCACUCCAGAUGAGAUUGCCGUAACUACUGGAGCCAACGAGGGUAUGUUCAGUUGUUUCGUGGGCUUUUUGGAGCCAGAAGAUGAGGUGAUUGUGUUCGAGCCCUUUUUCGACCAGUACAUCCCCAACAUCGAACUGGCCGGAGCGAAGGUGGUGUACGCCCAGAUACACCCACCAAAGGACUUCGACACAAGAACUGUCGAUGGAGACGAAUGGUUCAUCGAUUUUGAGGAGCUGGAGAGUAAGAUCACAGCCAAGACCAAGAUGAUUGUUUUGAACAGUCCCCACAACCCAAUCGGAAAGGUGUUCACUCGCGAGGAAUUGCUCAAGAUUGGCGAGUUGGCGAUCAAGCACAACCUCUUGAUUAUCUCAGACGAAGUCUACGAGAACUUGUAUUACAAAAAGCACAUUCGUGUCGCUACUCUGUCGCCAGAGAUCGGUGAGCGUACGCUGACUAUUGGGUCCGCAGGAAAGUCUUUUGCAGCUACUGGCUGGAGAAUCGGCUGGGUCAUUGGAUCCGAAAAGUUGGUUCCUUAUGUCACUGCUGCACACACUAGAAUCUGUUUUUCUUCUCCAUCGGUAUUUCAAGAGGCUGUUGGUUCUGCCUUUGAUCAGGCUCUCACUAAUGGCUAUUUCGAGAAGACGAGGCAAGAGUAUCUCCACAAGUACGCCAUUUUCACCAAGGUCUUUGAAGAACUUGGGUUGCCUUACACCAAAGCGGAAGGUGGCUAUUUCCUGUUGGUCAAUUUCAAGAAGGUGAAUGUUCCCGAGGAUUACGAGUUUCCUCCGGACUUCCAGACCAGGGCCAAAGACUUCCGUCUUGCCUACUGGUUGAUCCGUGAGUUUGGUGUUGUAUCGAUCCCUCCUUCCGAAUUUUACCUCGAGGAGCACACCCACGUUGUCGAGGACUGUCUUCGUUUUGCAGUUUGCAAGGAUGAUCAUCUGUUGGAGGAAGCAGUUGAGAGAUUGAGAGGACUAAGCAAGUAUAUAAAUUGA